AUGCAUAAUCCCAAAUCCUCUUCCUCGUCAGCUCCGAUCAUUAGAAUAUCAUCAGCAGAUUCGUUGUUAUCUCGAAACAGUCCAGACCAUUCAUCUCUUUGUAAUCAAGGACUUUCCAAUCUAUCUUCACCAAUGCUUCUACCACCCAAGGCGAGUACUUCUCGGUCAACCGCCACCGUUGCAACAACUCCUCCCAAGACCCUCUCAUCCAUGUUGAAUGGCAAUCUCAACCUGACAACAACAACAUGUCUCGAGAUUCCGAACACUACAAUCACACCACCACUACCACCUCCACCUCCAUCACUCAUAAAUUCCCUUCACAACCACCACCACCACCACCACUCCUCGAAUUCUUCCAAACAAAAAUCACCUUCCUCUCCACCACACGGAGUUCAUCAAAUCUCUUCUUCUUCUUCUUCCUCGACAAGAGUAAAUCUUUCUCAACUCCUCUCUCCCUCCUCCUCGAAUAAUUAUUCAUCCCAUCAUCGUCAUCACUCUCCGACCACUCCUCCUAAUGUUGCUUCUGUCAGUAGUAAUAGCACAGUGAAUGAAUCACCCAAUAAUUACAUCAAAUCACAACGUAAGAAAUCUCUGUUUAGUAAGAGAAGAAGAAGUACAGUAAAAUAUGCAAACUCAGUCAUUCUCAUGAAGAAUGACCUUUCCGACGAGAGGAGAAUUACAAUACAUGGAAAUGGAUUUCAAAAUACAAAAUAUUUAUUUGAAAAUGAACAUUCAAUGAUUUGCACCAUCACAUUAUUACCGACAGAGAUUAUUGAAAAAAUUGUCAUCUAUUUAGACGUGGACUCUAUUGUUCGUGUCACACAAGUUUGCAAAAUGUGGUACAAGGUUUUUCAAGAUGAUGAAAUUUUAUGGGAACAAGUUUGUACAAUUAAUUAUCCAAAAGAGACACAAUCUCUGCGAAAAUUAUAUAAUCGAAAAAACACAGUGAGACGAUUUCGAGAGAUAUUUUUUGAGACUUUUCAUAAUGACAAGUUAUUAUUGAAAACAGGAAUUUUUGAGAAUAAGAAUAUCAAAUUUAAAAAGUCACCGUGGAGCAAAGAAGACUAUCUUUUCGUACAUACCAAUAAUAAUGCAAGUAAUAGUCACAUUACUACUGAGGAAGUCAAUGGCUCAUCGUCGCAUGGAAUUGUGAAUCCCUUGAUGCCCAUUAAGGUGGUUGUGGUUGGUGAUGGUGCUGUAGGGAAAACUUCUCUGCUGGGAAGGUUUGCUAAUGAUGAAUUUAUUUCAGAUCAGUAUUUACCGACAAUAUUUGACAAUUACACAACUUAUGCAACAGUUGAUAACAAAACAUGGGCUGUGACAAUCAUUGAUACUGCUGGGUCUGAAGAUUAUGACAAGAUACGUCCUCUCACUUAUACAGGAGCUGACAUUUUUAUAUUGUGCUUUGAUUUAGUGAAUUCCUCAAGUUUUCAAAAUGUCACCAAUAUUUGGCUGAAAGAGCUAAAUACGCAUGCUCCAAAUGUACCAAUUUUAUUAUGUGGAACAAAGCUAGAUUUGAGAACUACAAAAAACGAAAAGGACUCUCAUGAAUCGCUGAAACAUUUUGUCCACUCUCAAUUUUCUAAAUAUGGUAUUGUAACCUUUGACGAGGGUGUGGAGCUUUCAAAGAAGAUCUCUAACUGUGUAGCAUACGCGGAAACAUCUGCCAAGUCAGGUCAAGGCGUGAAAUCAUGUAUCAAAACUGCCAUUUCUUUUGGAUGUAAAUAUUCGCUUUCACAAAUGGGAAAAUAUUUAUCAAAGUCUUCGAGUACUUCACCAUCAAGUGAGAGUGGGAGUUCGUCAGGAAAGAGAAACAGCAAGACUAGCAAUUGCAUUAUUCAGUGA
Messenger RNA from Naegleria fowleri, 1845 nucleotides. RefSeq lists its product as uncharacterized. The record is from RefSeq and is a predicted model, not a curated record. The transcript has 5 exons. Gene Ontology annotation, molecular function: protein binding; GTP binding; GTPase activity. Bases 1 to 1845 code for a protein of 614 amino acids. NCBI's taxonomy places the organism in Eukaryota, Heterolobosea, Eutetramitea, Acrasida, Naegleriidae. Gene Ontology annotation, biological process: small GTPase-mediated signal transduction.